This is a messenger RNA of Silurus meridionalis, 1847 nucleotides long. RefSeq names its product Ras-related GTP binding A (gene rraga). The record is from RefSeq and is a predicted model, not a curated record. Gene Ontology annotation, cellular component: nucleus; lysosome; Gtr1-Gtr2 GTPase complex. Lineage: Eukaryota; Metazoa; Chordata; Actinopteri; Siluriformes; Siluridae. The transcript is spliced from 11 exons. Gene Ontology annotation, molecular function: GTPase activity; GTP binding. Gene Ontology annotation, biological process: cellular response to starvation; regulation of autophagy; cellular response to amino acid stimulus. The coding region runs from base 255 to 1202 and encodes 315 amino acids.
UCACAUGCUGUGUUUCUUUUUUUUUUCAACGCCGAUUGUUGGAGAAAGUGUGUUACAGCUUGAAUAAAUCAUGGAUGUGGGAUCUUAAUGGCGUCGAGGUUUUAACAAGAUAACAGUCAAUGGAUUGUAUUUAAUAGGAAGAAGAAAUCAGCAACCGAGGGACAGUGUUAAAGACUGAAGAAGAUCUUCCGGGUGUGGCAGAGUUUUCUCGGCUUUGGGAUUGUUUACAGCAGGCUCCGUCACUGACAGGGAAGAUGUCGAGCACAGCCAUGAAGAAAAAGGUGUUGUUGAUGGGAAAGAGUGGUUCAGGAAAGACCAGCAUGAGAUCAAUCAUCUUCGCCAACUACAUUGCCAGGGACACUCGCCGCCUGGGAGCCACGAUUGAUGUGGAACACUCCCAUGUGCGCUUUCUGGGCAAUCUGGUACUAAACUUGUGGGACUGUGGAGGGCAGGAUACCUUCAUGGAGAACUACUUCACCAGUCAGAGGGAUAAUAUCUUCAGAAACGUGGAGGUGCUGAUCUAUGUGUUCGAUGUGGAGAGCCGCGAGUUGGAGAAGGACAUGCAUUACUACCAGUCGUGUUUGGAAGCCAUCCUUCAGAAUUCCCCGGAUGCUAAAGUCUUCUGCUUAGUGCACAAAAUGGACCUGGUUCAGGAAGACCAGCGAGACCUGAUCUUUAAAGAACGUGAGGAAGACCUGAAGAGACUUUCACGCCCGCUGUUAUGCACCUGCUUCAGAACCUCCAUUUGGGACGAGACGCUUUAUAAGGCAUGGUCCAGCAUUGUUUAUCAGCUAAUCCCAAACGUGCAGCAGCUCGAAUCCAACUUGCGCAACUUUGCCCAGAUCAUCGAGGCAGACGAGGUCCUGCUUUUUGAAAGAGCCACCUUUCUGGUGAUCUCUCACUAUCAGUGUAAGGAGCAGCGAGACGCCCAUCGCUUCGAGAAGAUCAGCAACAUUAUUAAACAGUUUAAACUGAGCUGCAGUAAAUUGGCUGCUUCCUUCCAGAGCAUGGAAGUGCGCAACUCCAACUUCGCUGCUUUCAUUGAUGUGUUCACCUCAAACACCUACGUCAUGGUGAUCAUGUCUGACCCUUCCAUACCCUCUGCUGCUACCCUCAUCAACAUUCGUAAUGCCAGGAAGCAUUUUGAGAAGCUGGAAAGGGUGGACGGCCCAAAGCACAGCUUGCACAUGCGCAUGCGUUAGACAACGAAACCUUGGUUUCUCUCCUUAGAGGGCCUGCAUGCCAGGGAAAUGGCACCCUGGGGAAUUCCUCAUAUCUGCUGACUUCACUGCAUCCAGGGUGUUUUUCUAGAGACUCUUGGCAUUUUUAGACGAGACACUUUGUCGCACCUUUUCCUCCAACGUAUGGCUGCUUGGGAUUGAUGAGGAAAUGGGUGUAAUUGUGAAAAUCUUGUUAAAUGAGUGGAUUGUUAAGCCAAAAGGAAAAAAUAAAUAAAAAAUCAUUUACAUUUUAUGGAUACAUUUAAAUGUCCCUUAACAUAUGAUCAGUGCCAUAUAGUGAGCUAAGUUGUAUAGGCUUAAACAAACAGUGAAUAGAAUCUUAUAUCGAUCAUGUUCUUUUUCUCUUUCUUUGCGUUCACUUGUGUUUGGUUUACACUGUACAAGCGCUGCUGUGCUGCAGCUUGCCACCAUAUGGUAUAUUCUGAAAAUGUUGUCUAAAGAGAACAGGACAUCAUUCUUGUUCAUUAACCAUCUCAAACGAAGCAAAAUUUUACAUCUCUCGUCUUUUUCUAUACAAAAGAUUAUUUCUCUAUGUUUAUUUCCCUAUUUAUUGUAUUGGUGAUGGCAACACAAAUAAAAGCAAAGCAAAUAAAAUCAAAGAAAGUA